Molecule: messenger RNA, 1044 nt
Organism: Nematocida parisii ERTm1
Lineage: Eukaryota; Fungi; Microsporidia
Exons: 1
Coding region: 1-1044 (347 amino acids)
Source: RefSeq, a predicted model, not a curated record
AUGUAUAGAGAGUUUGUGAGAGCGGUGUACGGGCUGCUGCGUGAACAAAUAUCAAACAAAGAUGAGAAAAGGAGUGAGAAUAUAAGCAUGGAGACAGGAAAGAAAGCACAGAAGGUGUUUGACAGUCUAUUCAUUAAACAGGACUCAGCCGAGCUGCCUAGCAAAGUGAAAUAUACUGAGGAUUUUAGAUUGGUUGAACAUAAAUUGAAUGAUGAACUACAGCCAAUACCAUAUUUUGAGAGUGAAAAAUUACCUAUUUAUGAUGAUGAUUCUCCAGACAGCCAUAAUGUCUUUUUACAGGAAUAUAUGCCAUUAUAUAAUCGAAAAACAGACGAGUUUAUUAAUGAUAAAUUGAGCGAGAAUGACAUUGUUAUUGAGCCUGCUCUUCUAUUUUUGUUCUUUUUAUUUGCAUUUGAUUCUAGCACUGGGAGGUACGAUAUAAGCCACAUGCCCAAUCCAUCGAAAGAACUAAAGAGAUUCUUUGCUAAGUAUAGCGAUCCAUUGCAGGUUAUGGACUAUACUAUGUACAGAGAGUGGCACAGGGUUGUAAAGGACCUACCCAAUAAAGACAUUUCCUACCGUUUACAUUCAUCUGACAGCAGAAAUGAAAUUCAAUUUGGUAUACUAAACAUGAUAUAUGUUAUGAGAGAAAUAGCAGGUAAGAAUGACACUAAAAUUAAUGAAAAUAUUGAAUCUAUAAAAAUUAUUAUAAAUAACUGGAAUAAAGAUUCCGAUUCAGAUAAAAAUAAGCUUUUAAUGGGUAUACAAAAAAUAUGGAUCUCACUCUCAAAAAACAAGAAAAUUAAAACACAGUGUAAUAAAAUUUUUACAAAAAGAUUAGAAAAUAACAUAAUAGAUAUAGGUAUGUAUUCAAAUUCGCCUUUAAAGAUUAUAUAUAAAAAGAAGGAGGAAGACCCGGGUUCUAUUGUAAUAGAGAUGGAUGAUUUUAGUAGUUAUGCUUGUUGGUUUCUAUCGUAUGAGAGGAACCAUAUUCCAUGUGGGAGCCUCACGCCCACAUCCGUGAAGUCUUAUAGAGUUGCAUAA